Messenger RNA from Nannospalax galili (Upper Galilee mountains blind mole rat), 6078 nucleotides. It is a transcript of the gene Abca6, whose product is annotated as ATP binding cassette subfamily A member 6. The transcript is spliced from 39 exons. Gene Ontology annotation, molecular function: lipid carrier activity; ATP hydrolysis activity; ATP binding. Gene Ontology annotation, biological process: lipid transport; transmembrane transport. Gene Ontology annotation, cellular component: membrane; intracellular membrane-bounded organelle. The record is from RefSeq and is a predicted model, not a curated record. NCBI's taxonomy places the organism in Eukaryota, Metazoa, Chordata, Mammalia, Rodentia, Spalacidae. Bases 192 to 5063 code for a protein of 1623 amino acids.
CAAAAUAAGUUCAUCACCCGUGGCUUGCCUACACCCUUUUCCAGAAACCAGUCUGAGCGAGAACUGCCGGGAGCAAUUGCCUAUUUAAGAAACAGUUAAGGAACCAGAAAGAAUGAUCUAACUGUUGCAUUAAAAAAAAAAGAGAACUGUGUGUGUUUCCAGAGAACGUAAAAAUUCCUGACACAGGUAAAAUGGCUAUGAAAAAGAUAAGUGUGUAUCAGCAAACCCAAGCACUUCUGCACAAGAAUUUUCUUAAGAAAUGGAGAGUGAAAAGAGAGAGUUUAUUGGAAUGGGGUAUCCCAAUACUUAUAGGACUGUAUAUGGGUCUGUUUUCAUAUUUCAAAGAAAAUUUUCAACUUCCUGAAAUCCCUCCUCAGGAUCUUGGAAGGAUAGAUAAAUUUAACGACUCUUCUAUGAUGGUUGUAUAUACGCCAGUCUCUAAUAUAACCCAACAGAUAAUGAAUCGAACAUUUGCUUCAUUUAUGAAAGGAACAAGGGCCAUUGGGGUACCAAGCAGGAAAGACCUGAAUGAAAUGCUUCUGAAGAAUAUACCUCACCCUGUGGGAAUCAUCUUUAACAACACUUUCUCUUACCAGUUAAAAUUACUUCCAGCAUAUAGAAUCCCAUUGUUUAAAGAAGAAGACUUCUUAGGGAACUGCUGGGGUGACUAUGAUGAGGCUUGGUGUACAGUGUCCAUAUACUGGGAAGAAGGAUUUGUGGCUUUACAAACUGCCAUUAAUGCCGCUAUUAUAGAAAUCACAACAAAUCACUCUGUGAUGGAAGAGUUGAUGUCAGUUACUGCUAUAAAUAUGAAGACAUUACCGUCUAUUUUUAAAGACAUUCUUCAAAAUGAAAUUUUUAUUUUAUUCUGCUUGCUUUAUUUCUCCUCAUUUAUAUAUUUUGUGUCACUCAAUGUUACCAAAGAGAGAAAAAAGUCUAAGGCUUUGAUGAACAUGAUGGGUCUACAAGAUUCAGCAUUCUGGCUGUCCUGGGGCUUAAUCUAUGCUGGCUUCAUCUUUAUUAUUUCCAUAUUCAUUGCAAUUAUUAUAACAUCUGCCCAAAUUAUAGUCAUGACUGGUUUCUUUGUCAUUUUUACACUUUUUUUCUUAUAUGGCUUAUCAUUGAUCGCUUUAGCAUUCCUGAUGAAUGUGCUGUCACAGAAAGCUGUCCUCUCGAAUCUGCUUGUGUUUCUUUUUACCCUCUUUUGGGGGUGUCUGGGAAUCACUGUACUUUAUAGACAACUUCCUUCAUCUCUGGAGUGGAUUCUGAGUAUCUGUAGCCCCUUCGCCUUUACCGCUGGAAUGACAAAGAUUAUCUCCCUGGAUUAUAACCUGAAUGGUGUAGUCUUUCCUGACCCUUCAGGAGACUCAUAUAUAAUGAUAGCAACAUUUUCCAUGUUGGCUUUUGACGGUUUUAUCUACUUGAUUUUGGCAUUAUAUUUUGACAAAAUCUUACCCUAUGGGAAUGAGCAUCACAGUUCUCCACUAUUUUUCUUGAGUUCAUCAUUUUGGUUUCCACAUCAAAGGACUAACAGUAAUAAGGUCAUUGAGAAAGGCAUAGAUCUCGAGCUUCCUUCUGAUGAAGAUUUUGAGCCCAUAGCUCCUGAAUUACAAGGAAAAGAAGCUAUCAGAGUAAGAAAUGUUAAAAAAGAAUACAAAGGAGAGUCUGGAAGAGUGGAAGCCUUGAAAGGUUUGUUCUUUGACAUAUAUGAAAGUCAAAUAACAGCAAUCCUGGGUCACAGUGGAGCAGGCAAAUCUUCAUUACUAAACACCCUCAGUGGGUUAUCUGUACCAACAGCAGGGUUAGUCACCAUCUAUAAUAAAAAUCUCUCUGAAAUACAAGACUUGAAAGAAAUCAGAAAGAUAACUGGUGUUUGUCCUCAACAUAAUAUUCAAUUUGACACUCUCACUGUGAAGGAAAAUCUUGUCCUGUUUGCUAAAAUAAAAGGAAUUCAUCCACAGGAAGUAGAACAAGAGGUACAACAAAUUUUAUUGGAACUGGACAUGCACAAUAUUCAGGAUAAGCUUGCUGGACAUUUAAGUGAAGGACAGAAAAGAAAGCUGACCUUUGGGAUUGCCAUUUUAGGAGAUCCUCAGAUUUUGCUCUUAGAUGAACCUACUGUUGGACUGGAUCCCUUUUCAAGGCAGCGAGUGUGGAGUUUCCUGAAGGAACGUAGAGCAAAUCGUGUGAUCCUCCUAAGUACUCAGUUCCUGGAUGAGGCAGACAUCCUUGCUGAUAGAAAAAUGAUCAUGUCCAAUGGGAGUCUGAAAUGUGCAGGCUCUUCAGCCUUUUUGAAGAGAAAAUGGGGUCUUGGGUAUCACUUAAGUUUGUAUAGGAAUGAAACAUGUGAUUUAGAGCAAAUAACUUCCUCCAUCAACCAUCACAUCCCUGAUGCUACAUUAAAAACAAAAACCGAAGAAAAACUUGUGUAUACUUUGCCAUUGGAAAGAAGAAAUCAAUUUCCAGACCUCUUCAGUGAUCUUGAUAAAUAUUCUGGCCAGGGUAUAAUGAGCUAUGACAUUUCCAUGUCGACUCUGAAUGAAGUGUUCUUGAACCUAGAAGGAGAACCAGCUAACAAACAAGACUUUGAGCAAACAGGAAUGAUAGGAGACUCCGAAAGCCUGAGUGAAAUGGAGCCAACUCACUCUCCUCUUUCCGAAUCACAAAAGCCCGUGAGUGACAUGGGCCUCUGGAGGAUGCAGGUCUGGGCAAUGGCAAGACUCCGCUUCUUAAAGUUAAAACGUGGGAGAAAAACCCUUUUGACCUUGCUAUUGAUACUUGGAAUUGCAUUGUUCCCAUUGAUUAUGGAAGAGAUAUCUUUUACUAUGAUAGAUGAAAAUAUGGAUGAGGAAUUAAAAACAGAAUUGUAUUUCCUGUCACCUGGACAACUUCCCCAGGGCUCCCGAACCAGCCUGUUGAUCAUCAAUAACACAGAAUCAAAUAUUGAAGAUUUUAUACAGUCACUGAAGCAUCAAAAUAUAGCUUUGGAGGUAGACGACUUUGUAAACAGAAAUGGUACUGAAGGCCUCUCAUACAACGGAGCUAUCAUAGUUUCUGGUAAAGACAAGGAUUACAGAUUUUCAGUUGUGUGUAAUACCAAGAGACUGCACUGCUAUCCCAUCCUAAUGAAUAUCAUCAGCAAUGGGCUACUUCAUAUGUUUAAUCAAACACAGGAUAUUCGAAUAGAGAGAAGCAUAAUAUUUUUUGUCAGGUUUCUCAUCUGGCUAGGGCUCCCGGACGGUUCCCUGUUCUUGUCGUUUAUUGCAUGGUGCAUCAGUCCUUACAUAGCCAUGAGCAGUGCCAGUGAUUACAAAUAUAAUGUUGAUUCCCAGCUAUGGAUUUCUGGCCUCUACCCUUCUGCCUACUGGUGUGGGCAGGCAAUCGUGGAUAUUAGCAUCUUCACUGUAAUUGUUCUUUUAAUGAAAUUGGUCUUAUACAUAAGAAAACUGAUGGACAUUUACAUUGCAAGUCACAUUAUUUUAGUUAUGGUUGUCAUUUCACUUGGUUUUGCAGUGUCUCUUACCUUCUUGACAUAUGUGAUAUCAUUUGUUUUCUGCAAACGGAGAAAAAAUAGUGGCCUCUGGUCAUUUUGCUUCUAUAUUGUCUUGAUCAUCAUGUUGGAAAUCAUGUUUUCUGAUUACUUCAGCCUAACAUUACUUAUUGCCAGCAUGGUAUUAGUUCCUGUGUUUUCAGUGGCUGCAUUCCAGAUCUUUUUGGACAAGAGAGCCCGCCAGCCUUACGAAGAAUUUACAGAGCUGAAGUAUGACAUAAGUGGCGCUGAUCUCCUGAUAUGCCUCAUACCUUACUUUCAAGCUUUGUUCUUCAUUUUUGUUCUAAGAUGCAUGGAACUUAAAUGUGGAAAAAAUGUAAUGCGGAAGGAUCCCGUUUUCAGGCUAUCCCCCCAAAGUCUAGACAAUCAACCAAAUCUGGAAGAACCUGUAGAUGAAGAUGAAGAUGUUCAAGCAGAGAGAAUAAGAACGUCAGCUUCCCUGAGCACUUCAAACCUAGCUGAGGAACCAGCCAUAAUUGCCAGCUGUCUACACAAAGAGUACACAGGUCAGAAGAAAAGUUGCUUUUCAAAGAGGAAGAAGAUAGCAGUACGAAAUAUCUCUUUUUGUGUUAAAAAAGGUGAAAUUUUGGGGUUGCUAGGACCUAACGGUGCUGGUAAAAGCUCCUCAGUUCGGAUGAUAGCUGGGAUCACAAAGCCAACAGCGGGAAAGGUGGACCUGAGAGGAUUCGGUUCAGUUGGGGGUCACCGGGGAAACAGCACAGUCAAGCUUGGAUAUUGUCCUCAGGAGAAUGCGCUGUGGCCCAUCCUGACAGUGAAAGAACAUCUGGAGGUGUAUGCCGCCGUGAAAGGGCUAAGGAAAGAGGACGCUGCCACUGCCAUUUCACGGUUAGUGAAUGCUUUCGAACUACAUGAGCACCUGAAUGUCCCAGUGCGAAAACUAGCGACAGGAGCCCCUAGAAAGCUGUGCUUUGCGCUGAGCAUGCUGGGAAAUUCACCUGUCUUGCUUUUGGAUGAACCCUCUACUGGCAUUGAUCCAACAGGACGGCAGCAAAUGUGGAAGGCAGUCCGUGCAGCUGUUAAACACAGUGAGAAGGGUGUCCUCCUGACCACCCAUGACCUGGCUGAGGCUGAGGCUCUGUGUGACCGCCUGGCCAUCGUGGUGUCCGGAAGGCUGAGGUGCAUUGGUUCCAUUCAGCACCUGAAAAGGAAGUUUGGCAAGGGUUACAUUCUGGAAGUCAACGUGAAGGAGCCUUCUCAAGUGCCACUAGUCCACUCAGAGAUUCUGAAGCUAUUCCCACAGGCUGCACGGCAGGAAAGAUACUUCUCCUUGUUGACCUACAAGCUACCCAUAGCAGAUGUCUAUCCUCUCUCUCAGGCCUUUCACAAACUAGAAGCAGUGAAGCGUAUCUUCAGCCUGGAAGAGUACAGCCUUUCUCAGUGCACACUGGAAAAGGUGUUCUUAGAACUUUCCAAGGAGCAAGAGCUGGACAAUGAUGAAGAAGUUGAUACCACCAUGAGAUGGAAACUCCUCCCUCAUUCAGAUGAACCUUAAAGCCUCAGACCUAAUAGCUCCGUUGAUGUGCCACAAACUUAUGCUUUAUAUAAUAAACAGAAUGAAUAAUUUUAAGGAUAGUUUAAUAUCAAUAUAAUAUGUACUUUAUGUAUUUAGUCAACAAUUAAAUAAAACUUUAAAAUUAUUGUACUCAGAUUUAGAGGUGAUAAGGCAAUAUAAUACACUAGUAAAAUUGCCCAGAACUGGACACUGGGUGUUGUGGAAACAAAACUAGAAACUUGGAAUUUUUUUUUUUUAAUUUAAAUUUUUUUUUUAAAGAUAGGGCCUCCCCGUAACCCUGAUGUCCUGAAACGUGCUCGACCAGGCCGUCUUCAGUUUCAUAGAGACCUACUUGCUUAUGCCUACUGAGUGCUGGGGUUAAAGGUGCAUGCCACCACAUCUGGCAAAAUAUUAACUUUUAGCAAUUAUCAGAACAUUCUCUUGCUGAACUAGGUAAGAGGUGUGUUCAGUAGCCAUCGGCUGCUUCAUAGCGGUUUAUAAACAUGAAAUUUACAGAUUUUCUUUUAUAUUAAGUAUGAUGCCAGAUUCUUUUCCUAAAUCCUUUCAAGAAAUUAUUUUGACAACAACAGGAGUUGCAAGGGCCCUCAGACUCACAAGUGACUGAGCACAGAGAGGGAAAGUAGCUCAGAUCUACCUUUUGAAAAUAAAAUAAAGGGAGUCACAGUGCUAUUCCGUCACUUUAAAAAUGGAAAUGCUGAUAGCCAGUAUUUCUUUCCUCUUUUCAUUGGUAGAUUUCUAUGCAUUCGCUACUAACUUAAGGCCAUUUCUCCCUCUAUUUUUGUCUCUUUUUUCUGUAUCAGCUUUACAUAUUUUUAUUUUUUUCCUUAAAAUAGCUAUUUAAUCCUGAAAAAUCACUGGAAAACUGUUUUUAAAACAAAGUAAUGUUCCUCCCAAUUUUUGAUGUUAUGUUAUACAAUUCAAAUUUUUUUCUGUUUACUAAUGAAUAUUUGUACAAUAGAGAAAAAUGGAAAUUAAAUAAAAUGGAAUAAAAGCA